Pseudoliparis swirei is the source of this 3335-nucleotide messenger RNA. Its product is annotated as BAR_ACAPs and ArfGap_ACAP domain-containing protein. Gene Ontology annotation, cellular component: cytoplasm. Lineage: Eukaryota; Metazoa; Chordata; Actinopteri; Perciformes; Liparidae. Gene Ontology annotation, molecular function: GTPase activator activity; protein binding. The record is from RefSeq and is a predicted model, not a curated record.
AUAUAAUAAAAACACUAAAAAGAACAGGGUAGACAUGUAAGAUAUAAUAAAAGCACUCAAAAGAACAGGGUAGACAUGUAAGAUAUAAUAAAAACACUCAAAAGAACAGGCAACAGACAUGUAAGAUAUAAUAAAAACACUAAAAAGAACAGGGUAGACAUGUAAGAUAUAAUAAAAGCACUCAAAAGAACAGGGUAGACAUGUAAGAUAUAAUAAAAACACUCAGAACAGGGUAGACAUGUAAGAUAUAAUAAAAACACUCAGAACAGGGUAGACAUGUAAGAUAUAAUAAAAACACUCAAAAGAACAGGGUAGACAUGUAAGAUAUAAUAAAAACACUCAGAACAGGGUAGACAUGUAAGAUAUAAUAAAAACACUCAAAAGAACAGGGUAGACAUGUAAGAUAUAAUAAAAACACUCAAAAGAACAGGGUAGACAUGUAAGAUAUAAUAAAAACACUCAGAACAGGGUAGACAUGUAAGAUAUAAUAAAAACACUCAAAAGAACAGGGUAGACAUGUAAGAUAUAAUAAAAACACUCAAAAGAACAGGGUAGACAUGUAAGAUAUAAUAAAAACACUCAGAACAGGGUAGACAUGUAAGAUACAGUUAACCCGUUUCUCAGAAGAGGGGAAAGAGGAUCAGUCUUGAGAGAUUAUAAUUAUUGUGUGACGCUAAAAACAUUUUUUUUAUCCUAAAUAAUUAUUUAGUAAAAUGUUCAGAAUAUUUUGUGUGCCACUUUGUUCAUGUUUCUGUUGUUUAUUCUGUCGUAAAUGAACUUCCGGGACGAGCCGCUCCGGGACGAGGCUUCCCCAGAGCAGUCCGCAGGAUGCAGAGCAGCUGCUAACCGGAACACCGGAACACCUGCAGGGACACCUGCAGCCGACGUGCGUGACAGGCAGGUGCGCGUGCACGAUGACGGAUCGAUCGGCCGUAUCUGAAACCAUCGAUUCGGCUCGUGGAAGAAGUUUCUCUGCGGUUUCCUCAGUUUAGUAUGAGUGGAGCUGAUGAUGCAGCUAACGGGUAACAGCAGCUAACGGGCUAUAGCAGCGAACGGGGUAACAUGGACACGCUGCUGGACUUUGAGGAGUGUGUCAAAGACUCACCUGACUUCAGACUGAAGCUCGAGCUGUUCGAGGCGGAUGUUUCUGUGCUCGAGACACGAGUGGACAAGGUGAUGAAGCUUUGCGCUAACAUGGUGGAGGCGGGACAAGCGUACAGCGCAGCCAAUCAGCUGUUCCUGACCGGCCUGGCUGAGCUCUGCAUGUCCCCCAAGCAGGACCGCGUCAUCACAAACUGCCUGAACCACUUCAACCAGGGCCUGCAGGAGAUGGUCAGCUUCCACACAAUGUUCUUUGAUCAGACUCAGAGAGCCAUCAGCCACCAGCUGACCAACCUCUGUGCACAGUUCCUGCCCCAGCUGGGGGACACCAGGAGGGAGCUGGUCCGGAUCCGGGGGGCCCUGCAGGCGGCGGCCCUGAAGAGUUCUCAGGCGUCUCGUCUCCGAGCCGCAGACGGCGAGCGGGCAUGACGUCCUGCCGCUGCAUCGCGCCCGGUGCUGCAGCACUUUGCCCUGGACUACUGUCUGCAGCUCAACACUUUCAAGACUCAGCAGAGAGUCGACGUCUUAAACUCAGUGUUCUCCUUCGUCCACGCUCAGUUCACCUUCUUCCACCAAGGAUUCGACCUCCUCCGGGACCUGGAGCCCACCAUGAAGUCGAUGGCAGCACAGUUGUCUCAGGCGUCUUCAGACUGUGCAGCGCAGAGAAAAGAGCUGGAGAACCAACACCUGCUGGCCCAGAGAGAUGCUUCUGGAGAGCCGACGGUCUGCCCGUGUCCCGGUAGUGAUGACAUCAUCCAGGGUCACCUGUUCAAGCGCUGCAGGAGGAAACCCAAAACCUGGAAGAGAUGCUGGUUUUCCAUCAGAGACAACCAGCUCCUGUACAGGAAGUCACACAAGGUGGACUCUGUGGUUCUGUUCCAGGAUCUCAGACUUUGUGCCGUCAAGUCUCUGGAGACUCUGGACCGACUGUUCUGUUUCCAGCUGCUGUCAGUCCAGAAGCUCUGUCUCCUGCAGGCUGACUCUCAGCAGCUGCUUCAUCUCUGGCUCAGCGCUCUGCACGGCAGCAUCGACCGGGCGUACCGCGGGAGAGAGGUACUGUGUACAAGUACCUCAGAGCCCCCCCCCGCCCCGGGCCCCCCCCCUCACAGGCCCCCCAGGGUGCUGGCCGUGGCCCUCGGGGCUCCAGGCAACCAGCUGUGCUGUGACUGUGGGGAGGAGGAGCCUCACUGGGCCUCCUGCAACCUGGGAGUCACCCUGUGUAUCCAGUGCUCCGGAGUACACAGGGCGGAGAAGGAGGCGUGGAUCUCAGAGAAGUAUGUGGACAGGAGGUUCGUCUCAGCGCGAGGUCAGAAGGUCGACGCCCAGUGGCUCUACCGAGCGGCGGAGGCCGGGGACCUGGUGGCCAUGGCAACGGCGUUGGCCCAGGGGUCAGAGGUCAACCAGAGCAUCACAGAGGAGGAGGGACGCACGGCGCUCAUAGGAGCUGCUGUAGGGGGGUCGCUGUCGGCCUGUGAAUUUCUGCUGCUGAACAGAGCGAACAUCAACCACCGAGACCAGAGAGGACGAGGAGCGCUCCACGCUGCUGCUGCUGCUGGACACACGGGACAGGUGUGUCUGCUGCUGAAGAGGGGAGCCAAUCAGUACGCUGCGGACGAAAGGGGCCAGGACCCGUUGGCCAUCGCCGUGGAAACCGCCCACGCUGACAUCGUCACACUACUGCGGACGGCCAGGAUGAACGAAGAGAUGAGGGACUCAGACGCCGUGUUUGGAGCGAUGGGAGAUGACGAGACCUUUCAGGACAUCUUCCGAGACUUCAGCGACAUGGCGUCACACGACCCCGAGAGGCUGAGCCGCCGGCAGUUCAGCCGCCCCGGGGAGCAGCAGGAGGAGGAGGAGCAGGAGGAGCAGGAGGAGGAGCAGGAGGAGGAGAAAGGGUGAACGACCCACUGGAGACUUUGACCUUUUAGAAGAGUGGACUGAUGUGUGUGUGUUUGUGUGGUUGGAUCCCCGGCUCCACUGGUCCAUGUCGAUGUGUCCUUGAGCAAGGCACUUAAGCCAAACGCUCCCGUAGCUGUGGAUGUUUGUUACAGGUGGAACCGUAGCUCCGCCCACCUGGUGUGAAGGGGUGAAUGUUACAAGAAACAGAGACUCCGCCCCUUAACGAGACCAGAGACUCCUUACAUUCAAUAUUAUUAUUAAGGAGGAGGAGGAGUUCCUCCUGGUGGUCUUACUGUUGCGUAAUGUGCUGCUGAAUUAAAGCUCUUCAUACACAA